Molecule: messenger RNA, 618 nt
Organism: Megachile rotundata (alfalfa leafcutting bee)
Lineage: Eukaryota; Metazoa; Arthropoda; Insecta; Hymenoptera; Megachilidae
Cellular component (GO): mitochondrial inner membrane
Source: RefSeq, a predicted model, not a curated record
AAUUGGUAUGUAUGUGCAUGCAUGCCACACGCGACACAACAUUCGCAUAAGGAAAAAUUCUGGCAAAUGUUGGUGUGCUUCGUUAUGAUGCCGCUGCUGAUUAUCACCUCGAUCUACGUAUAUUCGAGAGAAAUUGAAGAGAAGAAGAAACCUAGACCAGAAUACGAGGAUGUUCCGUGGAUGGGAAUCACACAUAGGCCUUUCCCGUGGGGCGACGGCAAGCGCUGCUUCUUUCACAAUCCCGUGAAAAAUCCAAUACCUGGCGAAGGAUACGAAGUGGAAGACCCGAACGCGGUGAGGAAAACUGAGCCAAAGGAAGCACGAGAAAACGAAAAUUAACGAACGAUACUACGAACGGAACGGAUAAAAUAAGAUUACCUUUACGUUUCAUCAAUUUAUGGCUACUAUUCUGGAAAUUGCCUCGAGAAUGGAACAGAGAGCAGCGUUGAAAAUAAAAUUACAUCACGAACCUUUCGCAAUUUACUGAUUGAAGAUAUUUUAACGUUUUAUCUCUUUCGUCUCAUGUUUGUAACUUUCACGGAUUUUAUUUUUCACCUUAUUCGUACAAUUUUGGGUAGCUGAUUUAAUUGAGUAGCUCAAGUUAAAAUGUAGUUCAGU